AUGACACGGCUGUCAGAUAAUGAUACUCUACUAGACGAGGCACAAGAAAAUGGUCAUGAUAACGAGACCAUCGAGGAGCGAUGCUUCUCUGCUGCCCUCGUCUGCCUUGAAGGGCACUAUACUCAGUCCCCUCCCAUGGGACCGCACACAGCAGCCAGAGUGAGCUCUAUGAUCACCAAAACACUAGAAAAGACACACACUCUCCGCAAGGCUCGCGAGGCAAUCUCAAGAAAUGUGGCGAUUUGGAUCUGGCUCACAAGAAUUUUUGCGGCUGCUAUACCCAGCCUCACCACAAGAUCCGUGGGUCCCUUAUCAAGUCUUAACGAUCCAGAGAAAGGCGUCACCCCGCAAGAAAGCACGGCAUUGAUCGUCAUGAACCACGCCUCCAUAAAAGAAGAUCUUGGGACACUCAUCAAGCUCAUGCACAUCGCUCGCAACUUGCUUGUCAACGCUGAGCCCGAAGUACCUCAGGAUAUCUGCGCUGCGGUCCAUUUUGAUCAAAUGGUGUAUCAAACGAUCAUUCUCUGCGUUAACGUUACAAGCAAAGGCUAUGACGGAGAAAUUCUCGAUGAGAAUCAGAGAUUAAAGCUGGGUGAUGUUACAGAGCUGUACAAGAAAUUGCUUGUGACAUCUCUACAACAAGCACAUAACUGGACAGCGAAACACGACAGAAACAAAAUGUCGUUCUGGUUUGAUGUUCUGUUUGACGACGAUGGCGCACUUUCAUGUCGUGACGAAAGUUCAGGCGACUCGCUAGGUUUCCGACCAGAAGUGGCCAAGGCACAGGUCCAACACUGGCUGGACCGAAACUCCAAGCUAUGCGACACCGCCAGGAAACUCCUUACAGAUUACGCUCAGAACCAUGCGGGUAAACCACCGGGAAACCUGGCCCCGAUUCGGCCACUCGCCUGGAACUGGCUCCCGGACGGCUCCGUCGAUGUUCCCGCGGAUGUCGUUAAUAUCGAUGAAAAGAUCAACCCGGUGUGGAAGCCAGAUGAGACCGAUAAAUUCGAGCAGGAUCGUGCUUAUGGGCGCGUCUCUAGAGAGGUCGAUACCUGGUGGCUGAAUGCUCGUGACCCCAAUUAUGAAGAAUGGCAUGUUCCAAUGCCGGCCGUGGAGUUCGCUCAAACUCGUCUUGAGCAUUGCCGUAACAACCUUCUUCAUCAAUACGCUCACUCUUGCGGAACAGAUCGUUCCCCGCCUUCAGGGGUUGUUGAGGAAGAGCAGCUCUCGGAACACGAGCAUUGCCAUCACUGCGAGCACGACGACCACGAUCAUGACCACGAUGACCACCAUCACGAUCACGACCAUCAUCAUGAAUGCAACCAUGAUCAUGACCACGACCACGACCACGACCAUGACCACCAUCACGAUGACGAGCAUACAUGCGAGUGCGAUUAUGGUCACGAUCAUCACCACCACCAUCAUCACCAUCAUGAUCAUGAGUAUGCUCACGACUAUGUGGAGGACAUAAUGGAUGAUGAGGACGCCGACGAUGACGAAUCUUAUGGUGAGGGGCCACUGACCGGACUACUCACUGAAGUGCCAAACAUUCUGGACCCGAAACAGAUCGAGGCUCUGCACAUGAUAGUGAAGUCGUGUAUACUGGACAAUGCCGGCUCUGGUUUGACUCGCGCAGGCGAGAACCUGCAAAAGACACGAUGCCGUAUGUUCCUGGCACUCGACUGUGGAAAGAGCUUAUUACGAGAGAUGCUGGUCUUUAUUGCCGUUUGGGAAAAGGACGAGCAGUCACUCAUCUUCCAGGUGACAACUCAGAUCGUGGAGGCUCUCCAUCAUAGCGCCCUGAUCCCAUAUGCAUGGAACUCUUUGCGCAUAAUGAAGGACAUCAUUUCGCCAGCACAGACAGUUCUCCUGCGACUCAUCAAUCACAUGUUCAGAGCCCGAGUCAACAACUCGUCUUCGCAGGAAACCAAAGACAAUGCUCGCGACAUUAAGCUUGUCCACUUCUUUUUGAGUUUUUUUCGAAGUCGCAUCGUCCCAGAGUGUGCUGCUUUGAUGCACCUCCAGGCUCAGAUUCGGGAGGAAAACUUCGAUCCCUCCGAGUUCCCUGUGGACAGCUGGGAUAUGGAGCGUGCUAAAGAUGGUUUGGCUCAGUACCUUGACUUCCUUACGACUGUUGCUGAGAUGAUGGACACCCGAGCGAAGCUUAUUGAGUGGGAGGCCGUAUACGACCUCAUCACCAUUCUGAGCGGGCUAGAGGCAGGUGUGCCCAAGAAACCUUUGAUUGAACUACCGAAGCGAUCGCCACGAAAUGAGAACAGCGGCAACCCUAUGGUUGAAAGGCCCUAUUCUUCUGCAGACGAUGGCCUUCCACCUUCGCCACCACCUCCUCCUCUGCAAGAACCAGCGCACAAGUUCCCCUGGUCUGGAAUAAAGGGCCAAAUCUUUACCAUUAUAGCCACCCUACUACAACCACCUCCAGGUCAGAGCAGUCCUGGUAAUCCGGAUGUGCAGAUGCAGAUGGUCAAGUACAACGGAAUUGUACCUCUUCUCAACUGCUGCGCUUACGACGACCACAACCCCUUUGCUAAGGAGCGAGUAACAAUUUGCCUCAAGUGGCUGUUGGAUGGAUGCGAAGCUGCCAAUACCUUCUUCCGGGAGCUUGUCAAUCUUUCACCUCCACCAAACCUUCGUCCUCCACCUGGUGGCACAACUGUAUCAACUAUCAGGGUCGAUGGUAUUCAAGGCGACGUGAAAGUACAGGUCCGCUCAAGCACGGCCGGUCCAAGCGAGCAGGACACCAACGACAUCGUGGAUGGAGCUGGAAGAAUCGAUCUGAAUCAACCAAGUGGACGAGGCAGCAUCGAAGAUGAUUUCAUGGCAUAG
Messenger RNA from Fusarium coffeatum, 2847 nucleotides. RefSeq lists its product as uncharacterized. Gene Ontology annotation, cellular component: cytosol. The coding region runs from base 1 to 2847 and encodes 948 amino acids. NCBI's taxonomy places the organism in Eukaryota, Fungi, Ascomycota, Sordariomycetes, Hypocreales, Nectriaceae. The record is from RefSeq and is a predicted model, not a curated record. The transcript is spliced from 3 exons.